GAGCUCCAGGUCCAGUCCCGGCCCCCAGCGGAGCCGGGGCGGGAGCGGUGGAGGAUGCUGCACGGGGAUGGUGCUACUGAGCUUGGUCGUGCCCACGCUGGCGGUGCUACUUCUGAGUCCGCACCCCGGAGCCCGAGCGCAAGGACUGCUCAGCCCUGCAUCUGUGCGGUUUAAAGCGGAAUUCUUCCACCAUGUCCUCUACUGGACUCCGAGCCCCAAUCAGUCCGAAAGCACCUAUUACGAAGUGGAAAUCCUGAGGUAUGGCCAAGAGUUCUGGACUCCCAUUCCUAGCUGUAAACAGACUCUGGCACGGCACUGCGACAUCACUAUGAAAACACUGGACCUCUAUCACAACAACGGUUACCUAGCCCAAGUCCGAGCCGUGAAGGGAGACCAGUACUCAGACUGGACUGAGACCGGCACCCGCUUUAGCAAGGACGAAGUGACACUGACCAUUGGCAGCUUCGAGUUGAAGGUAAACAACAGCUUCAUCUUUGUGACCAUCGAGCCUCCCAGGCCCCAGAUCGCGCCUCCAGACGACACUUAUGAAAAAAUCUUCCCCGACUACGAGUAUGCUAUCGCUGUUCGCAAGGUGCCAGAGAACUAUACGUUCCAUAAGAAGAAAAGCUUCAACUUUCCCAUAGCCGGACGGGUGGGAGAGUUCUGCGUCAAGGUGAAACCAGCUAUCUCCAGUAGCACAAACCCAGGUCUAUGGUCCGAGGAGAAGUGUGUGAAGCUCACCCAGCAUUAUAUCACAGCUAUCAACAUUCUGCUCUUCAUUGUCUUCGUGCUGCUGCUUUUUGGGGUGCUGGCCACGUGCCUGGGCUUCCAGCUCUACGUGCACCACAGCAGGAAGCUGCCUGCUGUCCUGGUCUUUGAGGAGUCCACCCCCCUGGACCUCAUGAGUCAGCCUCUCCGCCAAGACCUUAUUCACCCACUAGACCAGGAGGCUUUCCCCGAGGUCUGCCCAAAAUUGCAGGACUCAAAGCUGUACAGCAAUACAGGUAAAAGCUUUGGCACCACCAUUCAGCCCUCUUUGCCCACCCAAGAGAUACAGUUCCUGGUGGGUCCCCAGACAGAGGACAUUCUGGAAAAGAGUGCAGCCCUGCAGGUACAGCAAAGCGCCAGCAACAACAGCACAGACAGUGGCAUCUGCUUGCAGGAGACCAGUCUGUGUCCUGGCUCCGGUGUCCACUGGGAACCUCGAGGGGAGAAUGACAGUGGUGUCAGCCUGGCCCAAAACCCUGAGGGGCAGCCUGCAUGUGAAGAGAGUGGCCUAGCCACUGACCAAUGCAAUCCCUUGGGACCUGAGGAGCCCAGGGAGGAGGACCCAGUGGAAGUAGCAUUCCAAGGCUACCUAAAACAGACCCGAGACAAAGAGAAGACAGUGCAGGAGGGCUGCCUGAAAGAAGAGCCAUGCUCCCCGGAUGGCCUUGACCCCAAAUUCCAGGCAUGCCUAGAAGCUGAGAUGGGCUGGCCUCCACCAGCACUGGCCAAGGGAUAUGUGAAACAGGACAAUCCAGGAAGGACUCUUGUUCCUGAAGAGGACUCAGAUGAACAGUGGAACCGUACAACAGAGGAAUGGUCCCUCCUGGCCGUGACUACCUAUGGAGACCUGGGAGCACCUGGCUGGGGCUUUGCUCACGACCUGGCCCCUCUGGACUUUGUGGCCACCAAUGGGGGUCUCUUGAGCAGCCUUGACGCAGACCUAGUAUCCCUGCCCCUCAUCUCCAGCCUGCACUUGGACGAGUGACUCAGGGUCACACAGGGCUGGGACACUCGCUGCCCGGCCAUGCUGCGUUUGUCCUCAUCCAGGCUAGGACCAGGCGAACUGGACAUGCCCAUGAGGAAUGCAGAACUGAACAUACCCACACUGGUGUUCUGUAUCACACACAGGACGCAGAUGUGAACACGCCAAGUGGGGGUGCAGACCUA
Suncus etruscus (white-toothed pygmy shrew) is the source of this 1935-nucleotide messenger RNA. It is a transcript of the gene IL10RA, whose product is annotated as interleukin 10 receptor subunit alpha. Lineage: Eukaryota; Metazoa; Chordata; Mammalia; Eulipotyphla; Soricidae. The record is from RefSeq and is a predicted model, not a curated record. The transcript is spliced from 7 exons. The coding region runs from base 68 to 1753 and encodes 561 amino acids. Gene Ontology annotation, molecular function: protein binding.